Dicentrarchus labrax (European seabass) is the source of this 2363-nucleotide messenger RNA. RefSeq names its product NFKB inhibitor interacting Ras-like 1 (gene nkiras1). The record is from RefSeq and is a predicted model, not a curated record. Gene Ontology annotation, molecular function: GTPase activity; GTP binding. The transcript has 4 exons. Lineage: Eukaryota; Metazoa; Chordata; Actinopteri; Moronidae. Bases 7 to 726 code for a protein of 239 amino acids. Gene Ontology annotation, biological process: canonical NF-kappaB signal transduction.
UCGCGCAUGCGCAGUGUCAGAAGAAGUCUUGCGCUCCCAGCAGAGCAGGAUGGCCGCUCUCGUAGGGAUGCUCCAUUUAAAGACUCCAUAGACAGCGAGCCCUCCACCUCAUUCAAGGUCGAAAUGGGAAAAGGCUGUAAGGUGGUGGUGUGUGGUCAGGCAGCAGUUGGAAAAACUGCCAUACUGGAACAGCUGCUGUACGGAAACCACACUGUAGGCUCCGAGUCCAACGAGACCCAGGAGGAUGUGUACGUGGCCUCAGUGGAAACUGACCGCGGCGUGAAGGAACAGCUGCGGCUCUAUGACACCAAAGGCCUCCACGACGGACAAGACCUCCCCAAACACUACUACUCAGUGGCAGACGGCUUCGUGCUCGUCUACAGCGUGGACAGCUUGGAGUCCUUCAAGAAGGUGGACAUUCUGAAGAAGGAAAUAGACAAGUCCAGAGAUAAGAAAGAGGUGUGGCCAGGUCAAAGUGACAGUCAUAGUGCUGGGGAACAAGACAGACCUGCGGGAGCGUCGCCAGGUGGACCAGGAGGUGGCGCAGCAGUGGGCGCGAGGCGAGAAGGUGAAGCUGUGGGAGGUGAGCGUCGCCGAACGCAACUCCCUCAUCGAACCCUUCACCCAGCUGACCAGCCGCCUCACGCAGCCACAGAGCAAGUCUGCCUUCCCUCUGCCGGGGCGCAAAAGCAAAGGCACCCCGUCCAACGACAUGUGACUCUCUGAAGACCCCCUCACUCCUCUCCGCUCCUGUUAGCAGGCUGCAUUCACCUCAUAUGGGAACACCCAGCGGGACCACGCGGACAGGCCUUUAGCAACAUGACUUUGGUGGCUUGUGUGUAAAUUAGACCUUUUUACAUACAGUUCUGUACAGUGGUUACAUUGCUUAAGGUAGUUCAACUUCAUUAUUUUGGGAAAUAUUUAGUUUUCUGUCUCUUUCUGUGAGUGAGAUGAGGAGACUGAUGUUAAUCUGGUAUGCUAAGAAUAGAGCUGGGUCAGAAUGUGGUUAGCAUAGCAUAAAUACUGGACGCUUCCCAGAGCCUUGUUGUCACAGUGAGGUUGCCAGAUUUGGUUUACAGCCACCACAACAGAAAACCAGUACUAUAGCUCCACUGGAGUGCUGGCUGAUGGGUAAACUGUUUGUCAUUUUCACAUGUCUGUUUUUGUUCAGGUUAAACAAAUCAGAUGUGUGUUAAUCAGCCAGCUUUAAAGGUGUUGUCAUUCAAGUGUUUUUUUGAAGUUUUGACCGAGCCAGGCUGGUGGUCUCUUGUCUCCAGUCUUUAUGCUAAGCUAGGCUAACCACAUCCUGACUCCAGCUCUGUGCUCAACACACGGACAUGUUUGAUAUUCUCAUCUCACCAACAGCAAACCAAAUCCACAUCUGUAACAUCUCAAGCCUUUUUUCUUCGUAAAACCAUCUCAGCAUGGGCAAGCACUUUAGUACCAAAGAGUUCAGACGACCCAAACACACAUCUCGUGGAUUUACACUUCUGAAUUGCGAUUGUGAAAUAACGUGUUAUGUUUACUGUCCUUUUCAACUGAAACGUAUAUAUCAUUCCAAGUUAAACCAUACAUUCAAUUUUUUUUAACUAUCUUACUACUCACAUUCCCAUAUAAAGAGUUAUUGGUUGCUGUAAUCAUUCCUCCUCUGUCCCAAGAGGGCCCAGCCUACAGCUAAAGUCAGACUAUUGAAGGACUGGAUUUUGACCCCCAUUUCUUCCAUUGGAUUUCCACAAGGGAUCUCUUCAUGACCAGUAUGUAACUCUUUCAGCAAACAUACAGGCUCGUGGAACAGUUCUGUAAGCUCUGUAGGACAGUGUUUUCAAACAGGAAUCUUCUACCUAUGUUAUUUCCCAUCUGAUGUGAAUGCAGCAUGAAUCCCUGUCCUCUGGCGGGACUCAGCUAGCCUUCGUCCAGUCCAUCUCGUAUAUUAAAUAUGGCCUGGCAGCAAUAAUAAUAAUAUUCAUGGUACUGCCUUUACCCCUGGUGUAAGAUUCCAUAAUGUCUGUCUGCCGUUAGUUGCACUCGUGUCGUCCAGCCUGUAUAAUCAGAUAGGGCUACUAGUUAAAACUGUGUAAGGCUUUCUAACAGUAGAAAUGUCCGUGUUGAGAGGAAAUAUUUAUUUUUUAACUAAUUUAUUUUUGUCACUUUAAUGAGCCACAUUCCUUGACUUUUGAAAAUGGUAAAACAAUGUGAAGGAUGAUUGCGCUGUUUUCUGUCCUUAAUGUUUCAAAGUAAUAACAGUUAAUGUGCUGCUAGUAGAACGGAGUUAGUGAGACUCAACACUUGCACUCUGUAUUCAUGCUAACCCUAAAUUAUUCUCUGCUCUGUAACUCUGCACUGAAUAAAAUGUAGCCUCUUCA